UUCUAAUAUAUAAAGCAGUAAUAAAAAACUCAAUAAAAAAUAAUGGCAGAUAGAUCAUCUUUAGAAGAAGGGUUUCAACCUACCAAUGAAACUCAAGGCUUAUUACAUCAUCGAACUGGACCAUGGAAAGUGCAUUGUGUAAAAAUUGCAAUUAUUUUAAUCAUUUUUGCUGGAAUUAUAUUUGUGUUCGUUGGCAUUGCUAGUAUUUUUGAGUCAAAUGAUCCCACAAAUCCCCAUCUUGUAAUUGUACGUAAUGGAGCGGUAUCAGCAGAGCAGGAGGAUUGUUCUAAAAUUGGUGUACAAAUGCUCAAAGAAGGCGGUUCAGCAGUUGAUGCUGCUAUAGCGGCUGAAAUAUGUGUUGGUACAAUAAACGCAUUUUCAGCUGGUAUUGGAGGAGGAGGAUUUAUGAUAAUUCGUGAUUCUAAUGGGACAGCCGAAGUUAUUGAUUUUCGAGAAACUGCUCCCGCUGCUGCAAAUAAAACUAUGUUUAAAGAUAAACCAAUACUUGCUAAAUAUGGUGGACUUUCUGUUGGUAUUCCUGGAGAGGUUCGUGGAAUAGAAAUCGCGCAUCAAAAAUAUGGAAAAUUACCUUGGAAACGUCUUUUUGAACCAUCAAUCAAAUUAAGUCGUGAUGGGUUUAAAGUACCAGCAGAGUUAGCUAUAAAAAUGAAAUGGUACGAAAAAGCUCUUUUAGAAACUCCAAAUUUAGCCUCUAUUUAUGCACCGAAUGGAAAAUUGUUGGGUGAAGGAGAUCUUUUGAAACGCACAAACUUUUCUAAAACUUUGGAAUUAAUAGCUGAAAAUGGGUCUGAAGUUUUUUAUAGAGGAUCAAUCGCUAAAUCCAUCAUAAAAACUAUUCAAGCUACUGGUGGGAUUAUGACCCUUGAAGAUUUAUCAAAUUUUGAACCGGUUGUAUCAAAACCUAUUUAUGGAUAUUAUCAUGGACGAAAGAUUAUGACCUUAAAUGUUCCUUCUGGUGGACCUGUUUUGUUGAGUAUGUUAAAUAUAUUGGAAGGAUUUCAAUUGACUAGGGGAGAGCUCAAUGGAUUAAAUUUACACAGAAUAAUUGAGACUCUUAAGUUUGGGUUUGCUUUGCGUACUGAAAUGGGAGAUCCACCCUUUACUAAUAAUACAGAACGUAUUGAAGAAAUAAUGACUAAGGAUUAUGCGGCUAAAAUACGAAAGAAUAUAUCAGAUUCAAUUACAUUCGAACCAUCAUAUUAUAACCCAUUGUAUGAUGUGUCUGAAGAUCACGGAACUACUCAUAUUUCAACUGUUGAUAAAAAUAAUCAAGCGGUAGCUUUGUCUUCAACGGUUAAUUUGAUUUGGGGAUCACAAGUUAUGGAUUUAGAAACUGGUAUUUUACUUAAUGAUGAAAUGGAUGAUUUUUCCAUACCUGGUGUUCCAAACUACUUUGGUUUAUACCCUUCUCCGUAUAAUUUCAUUAUUCCUAGGAAAAAGCCUUUAUCUUCUUGCGCACCAGCAAUAGUUGAAAAUAAUGGGGAGUUUGAGAUGGCUAUAGGUGGUAGUGGUGGUUCUAGAAUUCUUUCUUCAGUUCUUCAGGUAUUGUUAAACGUAUACGAUUUUGAACAAGAUCUUUUAACUUCAAUACAUACACCGAGAGUACAUCAUCAAUUGAUUCCAAAUGAGAUCACAGCCGAAACAGGAUAUUCAAAAGAAUUACUUGAUGAACUUAAGGGAAAAAAUCAUAGUAUAAAAAUUAUUGAAUAUAAAUUAGGAGUGUCGGAGAUUCAAGCUGUAAUGAGAUUACCAAAUGGACUGAUUAAUGCUGCAAGUGAUUAUAGAAAACAUGGAAUUGCAGCAGGAUAUUAGUUAAAUUUAUUUAUUAAAAAUUAUUUAUUUGUUAUUAUUUAUUUUUAUACAAUAUCUUUUUUAAUUAAUUAACUACCCUGUAUUUAAAUGAAUUUGUAUAUGGUAAAUACAUGAUCUAAAUUUAAUAUAUUGAUGGCUUAGUAAUUUGAUUAAAU
Rhizophagus irregularis DAOM 181602=DAOM 197198 is the source of this 1988-nucleotide messenger RNA. RefSeq lists its product as uncharacterized. Gene Ontology annotation, molecular function: glutathione gamma-glutamate hydrolase. Gene Ontology annotation, biological process: glutathione catabolic process. NCBI's taxonomy places the organism in Eukaryota, Fungi, Glomeromycota, Glomeromycetes, Glomerales, Glomeraceae. The record is from RefSeq and is a predicted model, not a curated record. Gene Ontology annotation, cellular component: fungal-type vacuole; plasma membrane.